AUGGGCGGCGCCGCAGUAGUCGAGCCGGCUCGGCGGGUCCCACUGCUGGGAAACAGACAUAAGCGCAAGGCACGCGCUGCAGCAGCGGGUGAUUUUCGACCGAAUCCAGACAAAUCAGUAGACGAGAGCGAGGAGAGGGAGGUUGUGAUUUUACCAGCGUCGUACAGCCGCGAUCUCGCUCAUCCUCCUCUUCUACCAGAGGUCGCGGGUUCGAUUCCCUUCGACGCCACUGUAGCCCUGGGGAACGGCGGUAUGGCGGAAGGCGGAGGCGGAAGCGCUGGUGGGUCUAGGCUGAUGUACGGAGUAGUAGGGGGGGAGAUGGUGUCGGCGGAAGAGGGUGCGGGCGGGGGGAGCGCGCAGUGGGGCGCGGGAGGUGGGGACGAGGCGGAUGGGGGCGAAGGGGGAGAGCAUGAGAGCACGGCGGCUAAGAAGUUGCAGAAGGCUGAUAGAGAGAAGAUGCGGCGGGAUCGACUCAACGAUCAAUUUAUGGAACUCGCGAGUGUCCUCGAUCCUGACCGUCCGAAGAAUGACAAGGCGACGAUUCUGACCGACGGGCUGACGAUGCUUCGCGAGCUGCGCGCGAACGUGAACCGACUGCGCGCCGAGCACAGCGCGCUCGUGGACGAAUCGAAAGAGGUGAGGCGAGGCGAGGCGGAGGUGGUGGCAGGGAUAGGUUUGCCUGACGAGCGGUCAGGAAUAAUCGCUCCUGCGAUUACUUCCGUGUGUUGCUCCCCGCCCUGUCAUCGUGCGCCACGUGUCCCAUCAAUCUUGUUCUCGCUCACCCUCCCCCCCCCCCCUCCUUCCCCCCCUCUCCUCUCCCCCAACCUUCCGCGCAUCCUUGCGCGCGCCCCGCAGCUGGCCGCGGAGAAGUCGGAGCUGCGGCAGGAGAAGGGCGCGCUGAAGGGGGAGGUGGACGCGCUUAAGGGGCAGCUGCACCACCGCAUGUCCGCGCUCCUGCCCUGGGCCACUGCGCCCCCCGCCGCCACUGCGCCCGCCGCCGCCACUGCGCCCCCCGCUACCCCCGCCGCCCCUGCUUCCACCGCUUCCCCUGUGCCGCCUCCAGCCGCCCGUGUUCCUGCUGCCGCUCCUCCUAUUCCUGCUGGCGCGGCUUCUGGUGCUGCUGGUACUGCUGGUGCGGGUGGGUUGCAGACGCCGACGCAGGCGCCAGUGCACGGGCAGAUUCAGACGUCAAGACACAUGUCAGGCUACGCUCCUGCCGCUCCGCCCUUCCGCCCUCCUCUUUCUUCCCCCGCGCCCGCUUCUGCUCCCACCGCCGCUCCUGCUUCCUCCCCUCUUCCCGCCGCUCCCAAUACUGCUUCCGCGCCUUCCGUGCAAUUUCUCCCUCAUUUUCGUCCUCAGAUGCUCACGCCACCGCAGCACGUGCAGCAAGGGGUGCAAUUUAUGAGCCAGCCUGGCAUGGUUCCGCCUGCCAUGCACAUGCAACCUCAACCACAUAAUCCCCCAUCCGCUCACAUGUCACCUUCACCACAUCACUCCUCAUCCAUGCCCAUGCCCUUACGCAUGCCUACCGCCAACGCUGUACCCAUACCCAUUCCGCAGCCCCACACACCGAUGGCGCAGGCCCAUGCGCCCAUGGCGCAGACCCACGCGGCCAUGGCGCAGACCCACGCGGCCAUGGCGCAGACCCACGCGCCCAUGGCGCAGACCCACGCGGCCAUGGCGCAGACGUGUAUGAGGGGGAAUGGGGCAGCGGACAGCGCAGUGGGCAUGGGGGGAGCGGCGGGCAUGGGGGGGAAGGGGGGAAGCGGGUCGGAGCAGGCUAUGAGCCCCCCCGUGUCCGUGCUCUCCUCGUCCGCGCCCACUCCGCGCGCCUCCUCCGCAGCCGCGUCGUCAGCAGCAGGGGGGGGCGAUAGCCACGUUGGAGGAGAGCCGCGGAAGAGCAGCAAUGGCGCGGGGCUGAGAGGCGGGCAGCAGCAGCAGCAGGGGGGGCAGCAGGGGGGACAGAAGGGCGGGCAGGACGGGGAUGCUGCGGCGGGUGGGAGCUCCCUGGUGAACGUAAGCCGUGGAGGGGGUGAGGCUGCUGUCGUGGUGGUGAAGCAAGAGGAGGGCGACGCCAACGCUGCUGACAGCAGGGCCUCACAUUCGCAGCAACAGCAGCAGCAGCAACAACAACAACAUUCACAGCAGCUGCCACCGCAGCAACAACCACAGCAGCAGCAGCAACAGCAACAACAACAACAACAGCAACAGCAACAGCAGCAGCAGCAGCAACAGCAGCAGCAGCAGCAGCAGGCGCAGCAGCAAGCAGCGUCACAGGAGGCACUAACCCGACCGCCAACAGCACAGCCCUUGCAGCCGCCAGCCACUCUCCCUAACCCACCCCACCCCCUGCCCCCACACUCCUUUCCCCCCCAAGCCUGGCCGCCUGGAGCCUUUCCCACGCCUGUUCCCAUGCCCUUCCAAGCCUCCAUGCCAGGCUCGGUGCCCCCCGCACCUGCAGGCAUGCAGGGCUGGAUCGCUGUGCCUGCUGGCGCCUUUCCAUACGCCUUUCCUCCUACUGCGCCGCCUUCAUUCCCGCCUGGGAAUGAUGGCAAAAGCACUGGAAGCUCUGUGCAGCAGCCGCCGCCACAGCAGCAGCAGAUGAUUAUGGCAGCUUAUCUGCCAGGUCAGCUUCCAUUCCAGGUCAGUGCCAGCUCAGCAGGUCAAAGUCAAGGGGAGCAACAGGGCAAGGGACAGGCGGGGCAGGAAGGGCAGGGCGGGGCACAGCAAUCAGCGCAGGGACAGCAGGCAGCACAGGCGCAGCAAGCGGGGCAGGUGCAGCAGAUGAUGCAGAUGCAGCAAUACAUGGCGCAUGCACAGGCACAGGCACAGGCACAGGCACAGGCACAGGCACAGGCACAGGCACAGGCACAGGCACAGGCACAGGCACAGGCACAGCAAGCAGCGCAGGCCCAUCAGAUGGGUCAGGCAGGUCAAAUGAACCAAGUGCCCCAGAUGGCUCACAUGCAGCCAUUCAUGGGCGCUCCUGGGAUGGCCAUGGCUCUCCCCCCGCCUCCCCCUGGGCAGAUGUACGUCACUGCUCCCUUCCUUGUCCCCGCCCCCACCCCACCGCAGCAGCAGCCGCAGCUGGGGCAGCAGCAGCAACAGGGGCAGCAGCAGCAACAGGUGCAACAGGUGCAGCAGCAGCAACAGCAACAGGUGCAGGUGCAGCAGCAGCAGCAGCAGCAGCAGCAGCAGCAGCAGCAGCAGCAGCAGCAGCAGCAGCAGCAGCAGCAGCAGCAGCAGCAGCAGCAGCAGCGGCGGCGGCGGCGGCAGCGGCGGCGGCGGCGGCGGCGGCGGCCCCUCUCUAGCAGCAGCAGCAGCCCCUCUCUACCUACCCACGCCGCUACAGCCACAGAGCAGGGGGCGGAGGAGGUGCAGCAGAGAGAGGGAGUGGGGGAGGGGGAGGGGGAAGCGCAGCAGUGGGGGGGAGUGCAGGAGGGGUGGGGGGAACAGGAGGGAGUGCAGCAGGGGCUGGGAGUAUGCCUCACUGGCUGUGGGCGGCAUGCCAGGGUUCCUGAGCUGUGUGCACGCUAG
Messenger RNA from Closterium sp. Naga37s-1, 3537 nucleotides. The record is from the annotation of a GenBank genome assembly. Lineage: Eukaryota; Viridiplantae; Streptophyta; Zygnematophyceae; Desmidiales; Closteriaceae.